UUAGCACAUAUUACAUGAAGUAAAAAGUGGUACUUCUAAGGUGCCAAAGCAAUGUAUUUUGUUGCCUCCAGCAUAUUAUCAAUGAAUUAGCAAAUGUUUCAGUUCUUGAGCAUCCUCUGUCAUGUCAUCAGCUGUUUCCAACUGAACUUUGAUGCCACACUUAAGUAACUAAUUAGUUUUUCUCAAGUGGAUAUUUUGUUACUGGGGCGUGUGAAAAAACCUGUGGACCUAUAAAAAAUCUUCAUGGGUGUGUGGGUCCCUUUCUUUUGAGGAUCUUUUCUGCAUUUGACAAAGAUGAGUGUAGUUACUAACACAGCAAAGAGCACAAGAAGGAGCAGUUUUCUAGUUGUAGGUUUUGACAUUUUCUGGAGGUGGUUUACUUGACUAUUAASCUAUCCUUGCCUAAUAACUAGAAAAGAAAGUGUGGAGAUAGGAAGAUGUGUUACGUUGAAACUAUGUUUCCCUUCUGCUGGUGUUUUUGGUUCUCUAAUAUCUGAAUAUUUUCCCUUUAGUGUGGUUUUCUCUGUUGAGUUCCUGUAGUUGUACAUAAUGUCUAGAGAAUACAUUUAAUAAUCUAUAGUCUUUUAGGGAGUAAUUAACAUGUAUGCCCAGAAGUGGUUUUGUGUGUACCAUAAAGAAUACUUGAAGGUGAAAAAUAUCCUGAUGGUUUUAAUGUCAGGAUGUGCUAAUGUAAUUGCAMUUAAUACAUGUAAAAAUCAUUAUUUAACUUUUCUCUGAAUACAGGUUCUUAGGAAGUAUAAAAGAGCAUCAUGAGAAAUACAAGCUGCUGUUCUGAGUGGGAAAGAAGGGGAAAAUGUCCUGAAGAUGGAUGGGAUGAAAGCACCAUUGAAUUGUUUCUUCAUGAGCUUGCUAUAAUGGAUAGCAAUAACUUCCUGGGCAACUGUGGCGUGGGUGAGAGGGAAGGAAGAGUGGUGUCAGGACUUGUUGCCCGAAGGCAUURCAGGUUGAUCCAUGGAAUUGGAAGGUCAGGUGAUAUUUCUGCAGUACAGCCUAAAGCCGCAGGUUCAAGCCUUUUGAACAAACUUACUAAUUCAGUAGUUCUGGAUGUUAUAAAACUGGCUGGUGUCCGGACACUGACGAGUUGCUUUGUGGUUCCUAUGGCAACAGGCAUGAGUCUAACGCUGUGUUUUUUAACAUUGAGGCACAAGAGACCAAAGGCAAAAUACAUUAUCUGGCCACGUAUAGACCAGAAAUCUUGCUUUAAAUCAAUGAUAACUGCAGGUUUUGAGCCUGUGGUGAUAGAAAAUGUAUUAGAAGGUGAUGAGCUACGGACAGACCUCGAAGCAGUGGAGACCAAAAUCAAGGCUCUUGGUGCUGAAAAUAUUCUUUGUGUGCAUUCUACAACAUCUUGCUUUGCUCCAAGGGUACCUGAUAGGCUGGAGGAAUUGGCUGUGAUUUGUGGUAAUUAUGACAUUCCACAUAUUGUCAACAAUGCAUAUGGAGUUCAGUCUUCAAAAUGUAUGCAUCUUAUCCAGCAGGGUGCUCGAGUUGGCAGGAUAGAUGCUUUUGUUCAGAGCUUGGACAAAAAUUUUAUGGUUCCAGUAGGUGGUGCUAUCAUUGCUGGCUUCAACGAGUCCUUCAUUCAGGAGAUCAGCAAAAUGUAUCCAGGAAGAGCAUCUGCAUCUCCUUCUUUAGAUGUCCUCAUUACACUUCUGUCUCUGGGAACCAGUGGCUACAAAAAGUUACUGAAAGAGAGAAAGGAGAUGUUUUCGUAUCUUUCAAGUGAGCUGAAGAAGCUGGCAGAUAACCACAAUGAGAGACUGUUAGACACACCACAUAAUCCGAUUUCCUUAGCCAUGUCACUGAAGAAUCUCAAUGRAACUAAUGAUGCUGCUGUUACCCAGCUUGGAUCUAUGCUUUUCACAAGACAAGUUUCUGGGGCAAGGGUUGUUCCCUGUGGGUCUGUACAAACUGUGAAUAACUACACUUUUAAAGGCUUUAUGUCACAUGCAAAUGACUAUCCUUGUGCUUACCUCAAUGCUGCCUCAGCAAUUGGAAUUAAAAAGCAAGAUGUAGAUGUAUUCCUAAAAAGACUUGACAAGUGUUUGAAGACCUUUAGAAAAGAAGCAAAGCAAGAAAAAAGUAURAAUGAAAUAAGUGAUUCCAACUCAGCCACAGAACAGCUAGAAGACUAGAAGAUGCAGAUUUAGUAACAAAGGAAGAUAAAGUUUUGUCUGAAGUAUGUCAGGUUUGUAUUCGGUUAGAACUGUGCAUCUAGAGUGCAGAAAUUUAUUCUUGAUCUCAUAUUCUUGUUAUUGAAAACAAUAAUAAAAAUUCAGGUGGAAUUCAGCUUUAAGAAAGUAGGUGAUACUCUCUUCAAGAACCAAGGACCAGACAUGAACUUUCUAGAAUGUAUGGAAUGCACUCAGUGUCUGCCAAAGUAAAGCUUUAUGCUCAUAAAGACUCAAGAGUUUGCCUUUCAGUCUGUGUGUGGCUAUUUGGACCAGUGUUUAACAAAUCACAGGAUGUUUAUUUACUUGUUUUUGUUUAACAAGAUUGUCUGUGGCAGUGAUUGAAUUCCCUCCUAGGUAUAGACCAUCUAAGCAACAAAUUUCUCUGCUCUAAAAAUASUUUGUUUUUGAGAAUUUGUCACUUUUAAUUUCUUUUCAAAGAUUUAUGCAAAUGUUGGGAUAGUGCUUUCUAAAUACAGGGUUCAAACGGCUUGGGGAAAUGACAGAGUUGGAAUAGUAAUGUUUUUCAGGUGCUCUCACCUGUCAUGAACUAUCUAGAACUAGUCAGCCUCCAGUGGCAAAGAGGAAUCUAGAGUACCUCAUAUCCUGUCAGACUCGUCCCUUGAAAGUAUUUGCAUAGUUCAGCAGCCCAAAGGAGCUUUAAUACUGAAAGUCAGGAGUUGUGAAGAGGUAUAGUCAUGGGGGGCRGGCAGGGAGUAGGGUGUUGCUUUGUUUUUUUAUGUUUUCAUUCUUCCUAGUUGAUAGGGUGAUCAGAAAAAGAAACUCACUGAAAAGGGGGAAUGCCACCUAGGAUUAAUACAGCCGUUUUAAGAGUCAGUGUGACCUGAGACUAUUUUUACUUUUUUUGGUCCACUGUUGUUGAAAUUUAUAUACUUCCAUUUCUGUAGUGUCUCUUACCAUUGGCAUUGUUGCUUCUGAGGCCCUGUGCUGUUGCUGAUUUGAAUUCAGUUAGCAAACCAUAGAUUCAGAGUCUGUUCCUGAAACAAAGGUUCCCUAYCACUGGAGUGACAGUGCUGUAGGUUGCAAAAUGUGUAGUUAUUCUUACAUGUGGUUACUACAUUGUACAUAGCUUCUAUGUCAUUUACUGUUCAAAGGGAACAUAAUGUUCAAACAUUUUCUUUUCCAUCUGUGAAGUAGUAUUGCUCAGGAUACCAUAAUUAAUGAGUUCUGUCAGGAAAUGUUCUAGUUACUUUGUUGGGUGGGGUCUGAGACAUGUAUCCUUCAGAGACCUCUGUAAAUCACUUAAUCAAAUUAGCACUGCUUUAGAGGGAUUGUCUGUCCAGCACAUUCAAAUGAAUUCAUACUAGAGGUGAUGCUAUGUGUGGGGGUUAAUAAUGUGCUAAUCAUCAUGAAGGUGCUCUCACUUAAUGAGGUCCAUUGUAUCUUAAGUUAAAUUGAACUGCUGUUUCCACAUUGUUAUUGCUGGAGUUACAYGUUAGAUUGAUUGAAGCUUGUGCAGGUACAGCUCCCCAGACUGCAGUCACAGUUGUUGUUUGCUGUACAAACACAUCCUAGGAGACACAUCACAUAACUUGGCCACUGAGCUCUUGUGGCUGUAAGGAGGUAUAAAUGGCUUGUGUUUUCUUCCUCUCUCUCUUUACCCUCCCCUCCCUGMCCCCCCCCCCUUUUUUUUUUUUUUUUUUAUUUGAGAGCAUGCUGUACCUCUGUUUUUCCAGUCAGUAAAACUUCCACAAACGUGGAGCCACAUCUCUGCAGCUCACUGCCUUCACUGCCUCGGUAUUCAGGUAUUGGAGCUGUCUGUGAAAACCACCAGGCCUUAGUGAUAC
Messenger RNA from Malurus melanocephalus (red-backed fairy wren), 4000 nucleotides. RefSeq names its product Sep (O-phosphoserine) tRNA:Sec (selenocysteine) tRNA synthase (gene SEPSECS). The record is from RefSeq and is a predicted model, not a curated record. Gene Ontology annotation, biological process: conversion of seryl-tRNAsec to selenocys-tRNAsec; selenocysteine incorporation. Gene Ontology annotation, molecular function: O-phosphoseryl-tRNA(Sec) selenium transferase activity; tRNA binding. The transcript is spliced from 11 exons. Lineage: Eukaryota; Metazoa; Chordata; Aves; Passeriformes; Maluridae. Bases 771 to 2156 code for a protein of 461 amino acids.